Planococcus citri (citrus mealybug) is the source of this 788-nucleotide messenger RNA. RefSeq names its product chromatin complexes subunit BAP18-like. The transcript has 4 exons. Bases 237 to 659 code for a protein of 140 amino acids. NCBI's taxonomy places the organism in Eukaryota, Metazoa, Arthropoda, Insecta, Hemiptera, Pseudococcidae. Gene Ontology annotation, cellular component: NURF complex; MLL1 complex. The record is from RefSeq and is a predicted model, not a curated record.
UUAAUUUUUGUAAACAACAAAUCAAAUUGAGGAAUGCAAAACAGAAAAACACAAAAAAGCGGCCAAAUUCAUUAUUUCAGAUUUAAAUAUUCUGUUUCUUCAUUUCGUGCAAAAAUCGGGUGGAUUUCAGAUCUGUUUCCUUCAUCUUCAAUUACAUAUUAUUCAUUUCCCUGAUUAGCCACAGAGUACGUGAUUACGAAACCAUUUCGUGUAUGCCACUGAACACUGAUUGAAAAAUGAAUCCAGCUAAUAAAGUCGGAGAAAUUUUUUCCGCUGCUGGUAUCGCAUUUAGUAAAUUGGGAGAGCUUACACUGCAGCUUCAUCCUACUGCGGAUACUCCUUCUGGUGGCAAAUGGACCACUACUGAAAUUGAAUUACUUCAACAAGCUGUUCGACGAUUCAGUGACGAUUUAAACAAAAUUAGUGAAGAUUUACAGAGACGAGGCCUAAUCCAAAACAUGAACUCGAUGAAAAAGAAAGCUGAAGACGACGGCAAUUUAAUUGCUUCACAAAAUCAAAAAUUAGUCACCUCGGAGUCUGUUAACGAACAGUCAGUCAUUUCCAGCGGAUCCGAUGAUACGCUUUCUAACAAACUACAAACGACAGUCGCCGAAGAAUAUAAUACUGUACAUCUGCCAGAAAACGAUUUGAUGAUAUAGAUCAGUUCCCGGAGUUAUUUCAUAUGUACUGUGCUAUAUAUUUUGUGAUCGUUAAUUGUAGAAAAAUUGUAAAAUUUGUUGCUGUACAAACACAUGUAUUUUUUUCAAAUUAAAUAUUUAUAACACUGA